AUGGCGACAGCUAGACCCGGCUGGAUGUGGAUGCUGGCGGCAGCCCUGAUCCUGGGGCUCGCAGAGCCUGUGGUCGCAAAUGAGGAUGCUUCCUGCGACAACCCGUCGUCCACCGGCCCGUCUGGGAAUGGACAGGACCUUGCGUCUGGGGCUGAGGCCGGAACCGAGGAGGACACUCGGUCGGACGAUAGCAGCAGCCGCAUCAUGAACGGGUCCGAAUGCGAGAAGCACUCCCAGAAAUGGCAGGCCGCGCUGAUGAUGACGCCGAGCCAGCUGUACUGCGGGGCGGUGUUGGUGGCCCCCCAGUGGCUGCUGACGGCUGCGCACUGCAGGAAGCAUGUUCCAAGAGUCCUCCUCGGUCGACAUUCAUUGCCGCUUGCCUAUGAGUCUGGCCAGCAGAAGCUCCACGGGAUCAAAUCUAUUCCCCAUCCUGGCUACUCUCACCCGGGCCACUCCAAUGACCUCAUGCUCAUCAAGCUGAACAGAAAAAUCAGCAAGAGUCAGAACAUCAAGCCCAUUGGCAUCUCCGCCCGUUGUCCAGCUGCGGGGACCACUUGCUUGGUAUCUGGCUGGGGAACCACCAGCAGCCCCCAGGUGAAGUUCCCCGGGGCCCUCCAGUGCUUGAACAUCACCGUGGUAAGUGAAGAGAAGUGCAAGAAGGCCUACCCAGGCCAGAUAGACCACACCAUGUUCUGCGCCGGGGACGAGGCCGGCAGAGACUCCUGCCAGGGUGACUCCGGGGGCCCCGUCAUCUGCAAUGGCUCCCUGUAUGGCCUUGUGUCUUGGGGAGACUUCCCGUGUGGCAAGCCCAACAAACCCGGCGUCUACACCAAGCUCUGCCACUUCACCAAGUGGAUCCACGACACCAUCCAAGCAAACUCAUGA
This is a messenger RNA of Orycteropus afer afer, 885 nucleotides long. RefSeq names its product kallikrein-5-like. The coding region runs from base 1 to 885 and encodes 294 amino acids. The record is from RefSeq and is a predicted model, not a curated record. Gene Ontology annotation, molecular function: serine-type endopeptidase activity. Lineage: Eukaryota; Metazoa; Chordata; Mammalia; Tubulidentata; Orycteropodidae. The transcript is spliced from 5 exons. Gene Ontology annotation, biological process: amelogenesis; positive regulation of antibacterial peptide production; extracellular matrix disassembly.